GCACAUAUGAACUGACCCGACAAGUAGUGUGGAUUGCAGCUAGUACAUCUGUCAUCUUGUUUGCUCCUGUGAUGUUUGAAUUAGAAAGGCUUAAUGUAGAGGAGAUGAUGAAACAGGAUAGAAAUAGGCUUGUAUUGGGUCCUGGAUCAGCCAUGUCAGGACCACCAGUUGCUCCAGGCCUUUUGCCUUCUCCUCCAACACGAUAAUUUGCCCGCUGAUAUGUGUCUUGAACCUCCAUCUGUAAGAGUUGUAUAAUUAUGAGGGUAUUCAUUUGUGUUACAUCAUAUCAGGUAGCAUAGUAAAGUGGGAUCAGUUUCACAAACUUGUUUAUAAAUAUGGUAAUUUGUGCAGUUUUUCAUUUCUGGCCAUAUGCAAAAUUGAGACCCUAUGAUGUCCAGGGUUAUGAUAUAUUUACAAAGUAUCCACAUACUGUACUGUAUCUAUAAUUCUGGCACCUCAUUUUUGUUCUGGGAGUUCAUCCUUACAUAUGUGAUGUGACUGAUGUAUAAAGUUCCCCAGAAAUCUCAUGUCUGUACAGUGCAUUGUUAUUAAAGUGUUUUCAAGGAACUGUCAUGAAUUUUUAUAACGAAUUCCUCAUGCUGUUUUGAUUUGUAACAAAUACAAAUGUGUAUAAUAUAAGAAAACUAUAAUUAUUAAGCAAAUGCAAGUGAGGUAAAGGGGAAAAAUUAUGAAAAGAUAAACUGGUACAAGUAAGAAGGAAAGACAAAGAAUGGGAGUCUACUUGAAGGGAGUUCCAGGAGUUGACACCCCUGCAACCUGGUUCAUGACAAGGACUUAUGGUGGAUCAAAGCCUGAUGAACCAGGCUGUUACUGCUGGCUACAUGCAAUCCGGUGCAUGAACGAAAGCCCAACUGGUCAGGUACUGACUGUGUCUCCAGUUCCCUCUUGAAGACAAUUAGAAGGUCUUAUCUUAAAAUAUAAUGUAUGCAAAUUUGAGACAUUAAGGCAAUGUAUUGUCCAUCAGGAGUUUGUUAAACCAAUGCAGUGGUCACUUGACCACUGAUAUUCAUCUGUUCCAAAACGCACAUAUCAAAACUAUUUUAACUCAGAUCCCAAGGGAAAUGGUUUUAUGGUAAUUCUUUCCAAGAUCUCAGAAGUACACCUUUUACUGUCCCUUGGACUUAAAUGCUCACAGGUAUAACUUGCAGCUACUGUAUUUCCCUUCCUCUGCUUCUCUUUCAUCCACAAUAACAACAGCCCGUCUCUGAUCAUUUUUCUGCCUUUUUCACUUCAAUAUUCUUUAUAAUUGAUUUUUGCUUGGUAAUGGUAGAGACGGUUGACUGUGGAAAACCAUACUUAUGCACCAAUGCACUAAUUCAAACUCCAUGUUUUCUUCACAAUUUUAUGCUUGAUCCUCAGAGAAAUUGCCUGUUUACUCUGCACUUUAGUGGCUAUGAUGACUUGGUAAAACAAAAGAGGGUGCAAUUAAAUCACAGAUGCAGUUAUGAAGUGUAAAUAAUCCAAAGUUGGUGUGGGCAACACACUCAGUAGUUUCAAACUGAAGAGGAAACGGUACACUGUAGUACAAAUGGUAUUACAGAAACAUUCAUUCCCAUUGCUGAUUGGCUGCUAACCCAUGCCUACACCCCCACUGAUGCUUCUAUUGGCUCAAAUGCUGCCCAAGAGGCAAGCUACGUCAUUGCUAAUUGACUGAGGCCCACCCAUGUAUGCCAGCCAUAGUAUGCAUAUCGUUUCUCAAAUUUUUUAUCAGCUAAAAACUGAAUUUCUUUGUGAGUGUAAAUCAGUAAAUCGUAACUCAGAUGAUCAUAACUGAAGCCCAUCAUAACUCAAGGGACCACUGUACAUACAUUACAUGGACACAGUGAAUAUAUAUAUAAGGGAAAAGGUUGGGGUGGCAGCAGUAGUAGUAGAGGUGGUGUCUUAAGUGGAUGCAUAAUUCGUGCUAGAAUCUCUUGAAAUAGUAAAACCGCUUUUGUGUAACAUUGUUGGGGACAGGUAUAAAGUUAAUCUCCAUGUGCUUGCAUCUCGUAUUUGGUUGAGCAAUGACCAUACUCAUCCUUCCAUCUUAUAAGGUGAUUGCUGUUCCAAGGUUGAACACUGGCUUUCAGGUUGUUGCAUCUACUGGCAUGUGUGUUUGCUCAGAUUUGUUUCAAGGGUUUGGAAUGUUCCUCCAAUGUAUGAUUUUUUGCAUCUGCAGGAAAUUGUGUAAACACCUAUGUGGACUUUCUGGGUGUGAGAUUUAGUUAGGGUGUGAGCCUGAAAUGCUAGCUGUGGUAGCAACUGUGAUGCUACUUUGAGCAGGUGCUGUGGAGAAAUUUUAGGCAGUUUAUAAUUAAGAAGGCUGUGAAUUUUCAGGAACUGGUGUUGCUGCAUGGAGAGUUUCAGAUGAUGAAAAUGCGUUUUUUGCAAUCUGUGAAAUGGAAAGUAACCAAGCUCGUAAAAUGUUUGGUGUAGGAAGGCAGAUUGUUAGUCCAGGUACUCUGGGCAGCAAAUGCAGAAGGUUCCUAGGAAAAAACCUGUUGGCAUGUCUUGUUUGGUUUUGGUGCCCCCACUGGAGUGAAUGAGAUUUUUUGUUAGUAGGUUUUCUGUGGACUUUGAAUCAUAGUGAGUUAUUGGCUUGUGUGAAGAUGUCAAGUAAGGGGAAAUUUAUUAUAAGUUUCCUCUUAGAAAUUUAAUUGAAGCCUCAACUAUCUUAAGCCUUUUUAUUUUGUAGCUCAUGGACAUAGUGUUUAGGGGAUAAGGACAUUAUGUAAUGCAUGGAUUUAGAGGUAAUGUUAUUGAAACAUUCUGCCUCUAAGUAGUCCAUGUGAAGAUUUACUAGUACAUCAUUGAUGGGGGUGACCCCAUGCUCAUCCUCUAUAUAUGUAUUGACUUCACAAAACCCCUGGUGGGAGAAACAUUGCCUUAAGAAAUAGCUUGAGAUGCAUAUGGGUCUCUUGCCUAACACUGUAGGUAUUACUGCCAGGAAUCAUCACAAUUAUUGAAAAUGCAAUAUGGAGGUUGAUUAAUGUAGCAAAUCAGUGAGGUUAGCCAGAAAAGAGAUCAAUCACUGGGAAAUGUGGGUGACCCCUUUUACUCCCCAUGGUAGUGUUUCCAUAGGCAACUUUGUCAGUAAGUUGAUCUACUUGUAUUAUAUAUUACUGAAAUUGAAAAAAAAAAUAGAUUGAUGUUUUUACAAUGUUAUCAUGUUUAAUUUUACAAUAAAUAACUCCAUGAAUACUUGACAUGUAUUCUUAGGUGUUUUUUUAACUUGUAAACAUGAGUAUGUAAUAGUACCAAACAAGCUUAUCUGAAAUGGAAAGAGCAAUGUAGAUAAUUUCCGAGCAGUCACGUUAGCUACUUAAAUUAUAAAUCAUAUAGUGUAAUAAAUGUUCAGGUAAAUAUCUUGAAUUUGAAUUUCUAGUAUUUUGUACAUAUGUUCAUAUGGUUACUAGGUAUUUUGCAAGGUUAUGUAUAGUAGGACUUUUGUAUUUAAAUAUAUUAGAACUUCAUUAAAAUAAUUUAUUAAACAAUUUUAGAUCAAAUGGGCCUGUGUUUUGUGCAGUCAUUAGAAUGAGGAAGAUGACACCUUGUACAACUUUGGAUGCUUAAGGAUAAUGUUGUUUGCCACUAUCUAGAUAGUUGCUGGUAUGUAAUGUAGAGCUACUCAUUUUUUAUUGUAUUUUGUGAUAUAGAAUUAUUUGUUGUAUAUUAUAAUAACUGCUGUUGACCAACUUUUGUGCAUCCUUCCAAAUAAAUUUUAUACUAAAAA
Molecule: messenger RNA, 3733 nt
Organism: Cherax quadricarinatus
Lineage: Eukaryota; Metazoa; Arthropoda; Malacostraca; Decapoda; Parastacidae
Gene: mge
Product: translocase of outer mitochondrial membrane 22 homolog mge
Biological process (GO): intracellular protein transport
Cellular component (GO): mitochondrial outer membrane
Source: RefSeq, a predicted model, not a curated record